AUGGUUUUAAAUUGUGGUCGCGGUUGUGCAUGUUGCGAUUGCAGUCAUUGCGGUUACUACGAUACGCGUUGCGGCGUGGAUACACUGAAUAUUCUGAAAAAAGAAAGCAAGAUAAAGACGCAGGAUGAGCUGGUGGAAGAUAUGCCGUGGGAAUUCUGGAGUCAAUUGUUGCUUCUAAUUGAUGGUUGGACACUUGAAAAGAAGAUAUCAUUAGACGAUGCAAAGUUUUUGAGAGAAAUGACGUGGAAGAAAGACAAGACUAUUAGUGAUAUAUAUAUGGCUUGCAGAGGACAGAAUGAAGAUGAGGCUAUAUCUGCAUUUCUUGGGCUUAUAUCAUCUUCAACAAGGUUUUCUUGGGACAAAGUGGAGGACUUGAUCCUCAGGGUAAUGAACUUCCGCGUUUAG
This is a messenger RNA of Lathyrus sativus (Indian pea), 405 nucleotides long. The record is from the annotation of a GenBank genome assembly. Lineage: Eukaryota; Viridiplantae; Streptophyta; Magnoliopsida; Fabales; Fabaceae.